Capronia epimyces CBS 606.96 is the source of this 495-nucleotide messenger RNA. Its product is annotated as membrane dipeptidase. Gene Ontology annotation, molecular function: metallodipeptidase activity. The coding region runs from base 1 to 495 and encodes 164 amino acids. NCBI's taxonomy places the organism in Eukaryota, Fungi, Ascomycota, Eurotiomycetes, Chaetothyriales, Herpotrichiellaceae. Gene Ontology annotation, biological process: proteolysis. The record is from RefSeq and is a predicted model, not a curated record. The transcript has a single exon.
AUGGUAUCAUGUGAAGGUGAAGGUGACGCAGAAAGUGAAAGUGAAGGCGAGGCUGAAGGUGAAUGUUGGACGGCCGCCCUAGCAUGGAACGCCUUUGGAGCCGGCAAGAUCGCAUCGCUUAUUGGCAUGGAAGGCACCCAUCUACUGGGCAACUCACUGGGCACAUUCCGGCCAAUUGCACAGCUUGGAGACCGCUAUCUAUCCUUGACGCAUACCUGCCACAGCGCGUUUGCCUCGUCCGCAAGCUCCGGGCAGCCGUUGGGCGCGGUACAUGACGACAAUGGUUCAUCAGACCUAGGCAAAGAGCUCGUUCGCGAACUCAACCGCGUUGGGAUCCUGGCAGAUCUCUCCCACACGACCGAUGAGACCACUGGCCAGUUGCCGCCAUCUACUAUCUGGAAAAAGAGACAAGACCUUCCCUCAACAAGCUGGGGAGGUGGAGGUGUGCAGGUGUACCGGCCCAAGGAUGUGAAGCACAGGGCGGAGAAGAUGUGA